UUAUUUUGUAAUUGUUUCGAAGAUGUCCCAACAACACGUGUAGUGUCAGUCAUAGUGAAGCAGCCAACGGACGGAAUUCCGCCCGAAAUCCUACUACUGUGUUCUCGCCGCAUUCUACACGACUACGACAAUGUCAAAUUGAUAAUGGCGGACGAUUUUGACAUUGAAGCGUUGCUUGAAGCGCCCUAUAACAAAAAAGAGCCGGAAUCGCAGCCAAAAGAAAGUAACGGCACUGAGGAAAAAUCACGUAAAGACAAAGACAAGUCUCGUAAAAGUCGCCAUCGUACUAGAUCUCGGUCGCGCGACAAGUCCCGCAAACACAGUCGGUCCAAAGAUCGCAAACAUCGACGAAAAAGUCGUUCUAAGGACAGACAUCGUAGUCGUUCCAGAGACCGACAUUCGCGCCGACGCACAUCUAAAGAUAAACGGAGUCGUUCACGCUCUCCAGUCAAACUACCCAAAUAUGGACCACCCUUACCUCCUCCACGAUACGGUAGAAAACAAUCACCUUUGGCAUCCAAAGUGCCACCUGCUAGUAUGUUAACUCCUGAAGAAAGAGAUGCUAGGACAGUGUUUUGUAUGCAACUUUCAAAAACAAUCCGAGCUAGAGAUUUAGAAGAAUUUUUUUCAUCUGUUGGCAAAGUCAGGGAUGUUAGAAUGAUCACUUGUAAUAAAACUCGUCGGUUUAAGGGUAUUGCUUACAUAGAAUUUAAAGAUCCUGAAUCAGUUCCACUUGCUAUGGGUCUGAACGGUCAAAAGCUUUUAGGUGUUCCUAUCGUUGUUCAGCCCACUCAGGCAGAAAAAAAUCGUAUGGCUAAUUCAAUGCCAAAUAUGGUACAACGUACACAUUAUGGACCAAUGAAAUUAUAUGUUGGUUCAUUACACUACAACAUCACUGAAGAAAUGUUGAGAGGAAUAUUUGAACCUUUUGGACACGUUGAUAACAUACAAUUAAUGAUGGACACAGAAACAGGCCGAUCCAAAGGUUAUGGAUUUUUAACGUAUCGUAAUGCAGAAGAUGCUAAAAAAGCCCUUGAACAUUUGAAUGGAUUUGAAAUAGCUGGUCGGCCUAUGAAAGUUGGUCAUGUGACUGAAAAUCAUUCUAUGUAUGAUAAAACUGCUUUUGAAGUUGACGAGUUGGACAGAGCAGGUUAUGAUUUGGGAGCUACAGGGAGACUGCAACUGAUGUACAAAUUAGCAGAAGGUACUGGAUUCCCAAUUCCACAAGCUGCUGCCAAUGCACUUCAAGUUGCGACUGGAGUAACACCAGCAGCUCCAGCUACACCAGCUGUUCAGGUGACUCCUCCAAUCGCAACUCAAUGCUUUUUGUUAGCCAACAUGUUUGAUCCAAACAAAGAAGACGUAGAUAGUAAUACAACUUGGGAAACUGAAAUUAGAGAUGAUGUUAUCGAGGAAUGUAACAAACAUGGUGGUGUUUUGCAUGUGUAUGUGGAUAAAGCAUCUCCACAGGGCAAUGUUUAUGUCAAAUGUACAACAAUUGAAACUGCGCUUGCAUCUGUAGCAGCUUUACAUGGGCGAUGGUUUGGUGGACGUGUAAUCACUGCAGCAUAUGUGCCCGUAACAAACUAUCACAAUUUGUUUCCUGAAGCAUCUUCACUUACAAAAUUGUUGGUAUCAUCUAGAAGUAAAAAUUAAUGAGUUAUAUGUAUACAAUUUAUUGAUUUUAUUUUUUUAAACUUUUAAUUGACAAAUAAUGAUAUAAAAUGUUUACAUUAUUCUAUAUAAAGUAAAAACUAUACCUACCUUAAUCAUAUUUUUUAGUUAACCUUUUUUGUUAGGUAAUUAAUAUGUUUAAUAUGGUUAUAUUAUAAAAAUUGUGAUCGAAUUAAGUUGUAGAAGUUAACAUCUUCUAUUUCACUUUUAUGCAAAUCAUUUUUCCAUGUGAACUGAUGUGAAUAGUUUUAGGACAUAUUAUAUGUUUGGAGUAAUUUUUUGAAAUAUAAAUAGUUAGGUUACUGUUUGAAUUUUUAUUAUUUUUUCAUCUAUUGGUCUUAUCAGAAUUUAAUUCCUUUUUUUUGUUGGAAUUAUUAUGUUUAAAAAGAAAUUGGUGUAAUAAUAAAUAUCAAAUGGUCAUUUAUUUGUUUGUAAUGUAUUAUUGUACAACUUUAUAAAGACUAGUUGUUAUUGUAUUCUGUUCAUCCUGGUUAACUGUUUACCUUUUAUGAUUCAUUAAAAUAUCCAUAAAGCUGAUUUAGAUAAAAUGCAUUUAGUGUAUUUAUGUUUUAGAUGAACCAUUAUAAAGAACACUCCUUACCAUCAUGAAAUAAAAUGUUACUGGUUCUCAAUAAUUAUAUAACCCCCCCUAUAUCAUACUAAUAUUUAUUCAAGCGAAUAAUAUUAACUUGACAUUCAAUUAAAACUAAAUUAUUAUUUAUCGAUUAUAUUAUAUUGAGUAACUAACGAUUAUCUAUACUCAAUCAAGCCAGAGAAAGCGCUGAAUCUGCGCAACCUCCUGCGUUACUCUGCUAUAAAAACCGGUUCGCCUAUGGCAGGGUAUCACUUGAGAAGCUCAAAAAAAACUGAUUUAGGUCUGUCUGCGGUGCAUUCUCUUGAUGGACUGAGUAUAGUGGAUUUAAUAGUUAACAAUAUUUUAAAUUGUAUAUUUGCCCUUUUUAGUUAAAAAAUAAAAAUUAAUUAAUCAUUUAACUCAUGUAAAUAAAUAUACUUAUCUUAUCGUAUACUUUAUAGUUAAACAUAAUAGUAGCUUAUCUAUACAUAAUGUAGUAUUAGUAAAACAAUAAUUAAAUAUCUAUUUAAAUUUUGAAUAUAUCUAAAUCAAUAUAAUAAUUACUAUUUGCUAAAUUAAUUUGCAAUGGUUACCAUUACGUUAUCUACAACACCUGCGAGUUGUAUUAGUUAUAAAAUAUUCUUUUUUAUAAACAAAAACGUGUAUUAAUAAUUCAUUUCACUUUUUCUUUUUUUUUUAAUUGGCUAUUUUUAUGUCUAAUUUUAAUCUUAUAUUUAUAUAUAUUUUUUUUUUGUAAUUUUUCAAUUAAAUAUUUGUAUAAUGUAUAACAAUAAAGCUCUCAUUUUUUCCUCACUUAUUUAUUACACUGUAUGUAACUUAAUUUAAAUACUGUUCUAUAUUGGUAUAAAUGUAUAUACUUUUUAAUACUGUUUUUGAAGUUAUAAAGAUCCUGUAUACAUUUAAUCCAUCUGAUACAUAGACAGAAUUUAAAAAUAUGCAUUUAGACCUGUGUUAUUACAUAGUUUUAUCUUAUAUAAAUUGACUUAAAUUAAAAUACAUAGGUACAUUAUAAUAUUAUAUUAUUAUAUGCUUGGAGGUAUUCGUAAAUAAGCUUAAAAGUUAUAGAUCAAUCACUUAUUUUAGUAUUUAGUUUUUUAAUACUCUUAUUAUUUAUUUCAAACACUGUAAAUGGGAAAUUAUACUUGUACAUUUAAUCAAAACAACCUUAAAUAUUUUCUUAUAUAAAAUUAUUUUUGAACAAUAUAUUUAAUAUAUAUUACUAAAUAUUUUAUUAAUAGUACCCUACUCUUUAGUUAUUAAAGAACCUGUAUUCCAUAUUAUUGAAUUUGUAUAUUUAAAAAUAAUUGAUCUAAGUAUAAGUUUAUUUUUCUGUUUAUGAAAUAAAUAAUAUGAAUGUUACUAAUAUCAAUAUUUUCAUACUGGAUUGCAGUAAUGUGUAGUGUUCUAACAUAGUAUAAUAAAUAGAUAUUAAUUUAUGUUUUUAUAUUUUAAGUAUUCUUUAAAGAAUGUAUUUGUUUAAAAAAAAUAUAAAAAUGUAAUGAAUGACGGUCAUUGGAAUUUAUAUUACUUAAAAAAAUUGAAAUAAAAUUUUAAUUGAAUUAUCUGCA
This is a messenger RNA of Rhopalosiphum padi (bird cherry-oat aphid), 3837 nucleotides long. RefSeq names its product RNA-binding protein 39 (gene Caper). The transcript has 2 exons. Gene Ontology annotation, molecular function: RNA binding. Lineage: Eukaryota; Metazoa; Arthropoda; Insecta; Hemiptera; Aphididae. The record is from RefSeq and is a predicted model, not a curated record. Gene Ontology annotation, biological process: mRNA processing. Bases 145 to 1656 code for a protein of 503 amino acids. Gene Ontology annotation, cellular component: nucleus.